Molecule: messenger RNA, 552 nt
Organism: Capsicum annuum
Lineage: Eukaryota; Viridiplantae; Streptophyta; Magnoliopsida; Solanales; Solanaceae
Product: 1-aminocyclopropane-1-carboxylate oxidase homolog 7-like
Exons: 2
Coding region: 1-552 (183 amino acids)
Source: RefSeq, a predicted model, not a curated record
AUGAGUAUGACCACCUUAAAAGCCCUGGAAUGUGCCAAAGGACAAACAUUGGUAUGCCACUACUACCCGGCCUGUCCACAGCCAGACCUAACUCUUGGUACCGAUAAGCACUCAGAUCCUGUCUUCUUCACGAUCUUGCUUCAAGAUCAAAGUGGUGGCCUUCAAAUCAUGCAUAAUAACCAAUGGGUAGCUGUUGAACCAAUUGAACGAGGUUUAGUUGUUAAUGUUGGUGACUUUCUUCAGAUCCUGUCAAAUGACAAGUUUGUAAGCGUAAAUCAUAGAGUCCUAGCAAGUAAGACAGGACCAAGGAUGUCAGUGGCAUGCUUCUUCACUAGUGCUGAACCUUCAAAGAUGAUUGGUCCAAUCAAAGAGUUCACAUCAGAAGAAAAUCCUCCACUAUAUAAAGAAUUUCUUGUGAGCGAUUACACGAAGAUGUUUCUCACCAAGCCACUUGAUAAGUCUAGUCUUGAUUUUUUCAAUCUAGUCUUGAUUUUUUCAGACUGUGAAGAGGAACCAGGCACCAUUUCGCCAAGCAGCAGUGAACAUCAAUAA